CAUCUGGGUGCUGUUGGUUUUUCGGACGGGAGGAGAGCUGAAGGGGGGCAGUCAUUUAUGCAGAAGGAGAGAGAGAGAGGAGAGAGGGGAGAGAGAGAGAUCUGGCUUUUCCCCCUACUCACACAUUCAUACACUUGGAAGGAGUAAGAAGGGAAGACACAGAGAGGUUAAUAAAAAGAACAGCUUGGGAGGACUGUGAAUUGUCAGCACUUUUACCAUUGAGCACUGUGUGUGUGUAUCCCAAACAAGACCCAGGAGUGAAGAAGAGAAGGGGGGGGAGAGAUCACAAGCAGGAGAGGAAGCACAUUAUUAGCACUUGGCAGCAGAAGACUAGAGUCAAAGUGCAGGUCAAUGCUUAAGUGAGAUCCAGAGUGGGGGUUAUACAAGUGCCUUAUCUCCAGCUCUUGGGAACUUUGCUAAGCUCUGGAAUUAAGCCCAGGACCCUCCUGCCCUCACCUGUCUUGAGUCUGGUUCCCCCGCCUUGCUUGGAGGCACCAAGGACCUUGUAUGUUAGGGGCAGCACGGCAUACCAUGGCUUUUGGAUGGCUGUCCGGAAGGUGUCUUCUCUGCCUGCUUACUGCGCUGUUUGGACUCCUUUUACCCACAUGCUGGGCUGGCAUGUUCACCAACCACUGGGCUGUGAGGAUAGCAGGGGGAGCCCAAGAAGCCGACAGGAUAGCCGGCAAAUACGGAUACAGCAACAUGGGACAGAUUGGGACAUUGCAAGAUUAUUAUCACUUCUAUCACAGUAAAACUAUCAAGAGGUCAAUUUUGUCCAGCCGAGGUACACACAGCUUCAUAUCAAUGGAGCCUAAGGUGGAGUGGGUACAACAGCAGGUGGUAAAAAGAAGAAUAAAAAGGGAUUAUAAACAGAAUGAUGUACAAUCCACGUAUUUCAAUGAUCCCAAAUGGCCAAGCAUGUGGUAUAUGCACUGCAGCGACAAUACACAUCACUGUCAGUCAGACAUGAAUAUCGUGGGCGCUUGGAAAAGAGGAUACACGGGGAAAAAUGUUGUAGUCACCAUUCUGGAUGAUGGCAUUGAAAGAAAUCACCCUGACUUGAUGCAGAAUUACGAUGCCCAGGCCAGCACAGACAUUAACGGUAACGACUUUGACCCAAUGCCACGGUAUGACGCGAGCAACGAAAACAAACAUGGAACUCGAUGUGCUGGAGAAGUUGCGGCCACGGCAAACAACUCCCACUGUACAGUAGGAAUUGCGUUCAAUGCCAGAAUUGGAGGUGUGCGCAUGCUGGACGGAGAUGUAACGGACAUGGUGGAAGCUAAGUCUCUCAGCCUGAACCCACAACAUGUUCACAUCUACAGUGCCAGCUGGGGUCCAGACGAUGAUGGCAAAACAGUAGAUGGACCAGCAUCACUGGCUCGUGAGGCCUUUGAGAAUGGCAUAAGAACAGGAAGAAGAGGAUUCGGUUCUGUUUUUGUUUGGGCAUCUGGUAAUGGUGGCCGAAGCCGGGAUCAUUGCUCCUGCGAUGGCUACACCAACAGCAUCUAUACCAUUUCCAUCAGCAGCACCACUGAGAGUGGCAAGAAACCCUGGUAUCUGGAGGAAUGCGCUUCAACUCUGGCGACAACCUACAGCAGUGGGGAAUCCUACGACCGGAAAGUGAUUACCACAGAUCUCCGUCAGCGCUGUACAGACAGCCAUACUGGGACCUCAGCAUCCGCACCUAUGGCAGCAGGAAUUAUAGCUCUGGCACUGGAGGCUAACCCAUUUUUAACCUGGAGGGAUGUUCAACACAUAAUUGUCAGGACCUCUCGCCAGGGACACCUCAAUGCACCUGACUGGAAGACCAAUGCUGCAGGACACAAGGUGAGCCAUCUCUACGGAUUUGGUCUGAUGGAUGCCGAAGCUAUGGUGAUAGAAGCAGAGAAGUGGACGACUGUCCCAACGCAGCACAUUUGUGUAGAGAACACGGACAGACAGAUAAAAACAAUUCGCCCAGACAAUGUUGUCCGUUCCAUCUAUAAAGCCACAGGCUGUGCAGACAACUCUAAUCACCAUGUGAUUUACUUGGAGCAUGUUGUGGUGCGCAUCACUAUCACACAUCCGCGGCGUGGGGACCUUGCAAUCUACCUGACUUCACCGUCAGGCACCCGAUCCCAGCUGCUGGCUAACAGAUUGUUUGACCAUUCCAUGGAGGGGUUUAAGAACUGGGAGUUUAUGACGACUCACUGCUGGGGAGAAAAGGCAUCAGGGGAUUGGAUACUGGAGAUUUAUGACACCCCAUCCCAACUAAGGAACUUCAAAACACCAGGGAAACUAAAAGAAUGGUCUUUAGUUCUGUAUGGGACAUCUGUCCAGCCAUACUCCCCUAGAAAUGAUGUCCCAAAAGUGGAGCGUGUGCGUUCUAGUCCUGUUGAGGAACCAUCAGAUGACUACAGCAUGGAUGAGUAUACAGGUCCCUGUGACGCAGAAUGCAGUAAUGUAGGUUGUGAUGGACCAGGACCCCACCACUGCAGUGACUGCCUACACUUUUAUUACAAAGCCAAAAACAACACAAGGAUUUGUGUAUCAGAAUGUCCCUCCGGCCACUACUUCGCAGACAAGAAAAGAUGUAAAAAAUGUUACUCACACUGUGAAAUGUGCGUUGGGAGCCGCAGCGACCAGUGCACAGCGUGCAAAUCUGGCUACUAUUUAAAUGAAGAAACCAACAGCUGCAUAACUAACUGCCCAGAUGGCUUCUACCUAAAUGAAAAUAAGAACCUGUGUCGAAAGUGCAGUGAGACCUGUAAGACGUGUACUUCGGAGCAGACCUGUACAGAGUGCAAGCAUGGUCUAAGUUUACAAGGAUCUAAAUGUGCUAUCAGCUGUGAGGAUGGAAAAUACUACAGUAUCCAAAAGAAGGAAUGUGAGCCAUGCCACAGAUCAUGUGCCACGUGUACAGGUCCUGGAAUAGACAACUGUAUAAACUGUACCGAGGACACCUUAUUUGAAGAUGGAAGAUGCGUACAAACAUGUGGUCCCGGAUAUUACUUGGCACAAUCCAAACCGAAUGUUUAUAAAACCUGCAAAAAAUGCGAUGCCAGUUGCUUAACUUGUUCUGGCCCGGGAGACAAAAACUGCACGGGUUGUCCGGACAGCUACGUGCUGGAAGGCAGUGUCUGUGUAGUGGGAACAGUCUGUAAAGAUGGUGAAUACUUUGAUGUAUCUAAGGGCUGUAGGUCCUGUGAUGCCCCCUGCUAUAAAUGCACUGGACCUGGCAAGCAAAGUUGCAUAGCUUGUGCCAUUACAAGGAUUUUAGAUGAUGGGCAUUGUGUUCUGCAAUGCCCACUCGGCAAAUACGAAUUAAAUCGUCAGUGUCACCCAUGCCACCAUACCUGCCGUGACUGUAGUGGCAGUGAGCCUGACAAAUGUACAUCAUGUGGGAAUGAUGAAAGUGGAAGAAUGAGGUUCCUAUACAAUGGGGAAUGCAGGGAUGGAUGCCCCAGGGGGUAUUACGCUGUAGAGAACACCUGCGCGAGGUGCCCAGAUAACUGCGAGAUAUGCAGCAGUGAUUCUACCUGUGUGAGAUGUUACCAGGGGUACUACUUGGAUGAUGACUACUGCCAGAAGCUUGAAUGUGCGGAUGGGGAAGUAGAAGAUAUGGAUAUGAAGAAAUGUGUGACAUGUGAAAAGGGAUGUCGAGAAUGCGACCCAUCGGAUCCCACAUUGUGCACCUCCUGCAUAGCUGGAUAUUAUAUGUAUGAAAGUUUCUGCUAUGCCAUUUGCCCUGAGAAAACAUACAGUACAGACUCUUUGAUGCGAUGCAUCGAAUGUGAUGUGGAUUGUGCCAGCUGCACCGAAGAGGAGUGUAUAUUGUGCGAGGAGGGAUUCUUUCUCCAGGAUAGUGUCUGCGUCAGUGACUGCGGAUCUGGAUUUUAUGCUGAUGAAAUUGAAAGAGAGUGCGAUACCUGCUAUAGAACGUGUGAAUCGUGCGUGGGGCCAGAUUAUGAUGAAUGCACUACCUGCUUAGCAGGCUUCAUAAUGCAAAGUGGAAAGUGUAUCAAUCCAAAGAGUGCACGUACGGAAGGAGUCUUCUGGAAUGAAAAAGAAGGGGAUUACAAGCCAUGUGACGUAUCAUGUAAAACUUGCAAUGGGUCUGCCAAUGAAUGCACAUCAUGCCCACCAGACACAUUUCUUCUUGAGGGAAGCUGUACCCACACCUGUCCAAGAGGAAGUUUCAGUAAUAAGAAAGACAGGCGCUGUGAGAAGUGCACGUCAGACUGCGAGAUCUGCACAGAAGACAAUGUCUGUAUGAAGUGCUCACAUGAUUAUCUGCAUGAUGGGAGGUGUUACAAGACAUGCCCCGAAGGAUACUUUGGGCUGAAAGGAAGCUGUACCAAAUGUAGCCAGGAAUGCAAAACUUGUGAGGGAAGUGCUGACACCUGUUUGUCAUGUCGUAGCCCUAAAGUGUUGGAACAAGCGUUGUGUAAAAGCGCUUGUUCCGCUGGGCACAUUGACAUUGAUGGCGUCUGUGAACGCUGUUCCUCUGACUGUCUGACCUGUUCAGAUAAAGACAGCUGCACAGCGUGUAUGCCUGACUAUUUCCUAUAUGAGGAGGAAUGUCUGGACUAUUGCCCUGAAGGAUAUUAUGAUGAUAUGGGAAACUGUCUGCCGUGUGACCCAAUGUGUGCGACAUGUAAUGGGCCAAAACCAAAUGACUGCGAGAAAUGCUCCAGCUCUAGCUACUUCCUAUACAAUGGCGGAUGCUUCAAGACAUGCCCUAAAGGAACAUAUUAUGAACCAGGAACCAAAGAUUGCCAAGACUGUGAUACAACAUGUGAGUCUUGUUCUUCCCAUGGGUCUUGCGAUGAAUGUAAAGCUGACUUUUUUAAAAACAGCCAAGGCGACUGUGUGUCCCACAGUGAGUGCACUUUGUAUGAGUACUUACAAGAGUACAGGGGCUGCCGUCCUUGUCAUAAGCAGUGCCUGAGGUGUACGGGGCCCACAGGACACCACUGCCUGACCUGCAAAGAAAAUCACUAUCUUCUUGAUUCCACCUGUGUGAAGAAUUGCCCAGAUGGAUACUAUGCAGACGAGGAGCAAGGCUCGUGUGUCCCCUGUCACAGCACUUGUGAGACUUGCACAGGGAGGAGAAGUAUCAACUGUUUAACUUGCAAAGCAGGCUUGUAUGCCCUGGGACACUCUUGUGUAAAUGUCUGCACCACUGGCUAUUAUGCGGAUAACACCACCGGAAAGUGUGAAAUGUGUGACAAGAAGUGCGAAAAGUGUUCAGGCCCCCAACCUACUGAAUGUCUGUCAUGCCACAAGAACUUCUUCUUCAUGCGCAGUAAACAGGAAUGUUACAGCUCGUGUCCGGAGUACUACCAUGAAGACACUGUUAAAAGAACCUGUGAACGAUGCCAUCCCACCUGCAGGACAUGCACUAGUUUUGGGGCCGUAUCUUGUACAUCCUGUGUCUGGAGCUACCAUCUUGUGGGAGGAAUUUGCCAAUCCGACUGUCUGGCUGGAGAGUUUAAAGUUAAAGAGGAUCCGGAAGUGCAGUGUGAGAGAUGUCAUGAUAGCUGCAUAGAGUGUAAGGGACCUGGCCCUCUCAAUUGUACAACAUGUCCAGCCAGCAUGGUUCUUCAUGUGGAUGAAAGCCGGUGUAUUCAUUGCUGCAGUGCCAAACCUGAAGAGUCAGCUGAAUGCUGUGACUGUACCAAAUCACUGGAAGAAUGUGUCCUACAAAUCGGUUUUUUAACCGAGAACAAAGGAAAGAAGACUGCCUUGAUCGCGGCUACAUUGAUUUUGCUGAUGCUCGUCAUAGGAGCUUCCAUAUUUUUUUGGAGGAGAGCUCGAUCAAAGGCUAAACCUGUUACCAAAGCCGGAUAUGAAAAGCUUCCAGACCAAACUAAAUCGUUUCAGUCUUUUAAGAGCAGCAGAGAAAGUACAUCCAGUUUUCAGCAGGAUCAAGUGAUUGAGUAUCAUGACCGUGAUGAGGAAGAGGAUGAUGAUGAUGACGAUGAUAUUGUUUACAUGGGUCAGGAUGGCACCGUCUAUCGGAAAUUUAAGUAUGGUCUGUUGGAAGACGACGAGGAAGAUGAUUUAGAAUACGAUGAUGAGAGCUAUAACUUUAGAUAAUGGAAGGACAUGCCGAUGACUUUUAGCCCAUCGACAAGGGAACUGAGAAUUUGCUCUUGCAGAUAACAGAUAAGAAUACCAGUGGGAUUAUUUACUGGUCUUCUAAAUAGUUUAAAGGAAGUAUUUGUGGAAACUAAACAAUGUUUUAAUCAUAUUUAACUUUUAAGUGUACCAUAUUUCUCUGUUUCACAUUGGUGCCAGUUUGCCUGUAAUUCUGUUUUUGACUGCUGUAUACUUGAAAUAAAGUCUUCCUUUUAAU
Spea bombifrons (plains spadefoot toad) is the source of this 6343-nucleotide messenger RNA. RefSeq names its product proprotein convertase subtilisin/kexin type 5 (gene PCSK5). Bases 508 to 6084 code for a protein of 1858 amino acids. The transcript has 37 exons. The record is from RefSeq and is a predicted model, not a curated record. NCBI's taxonomy places the organism in Eukaryota, Metazoa, Chordata, Amphibia, Anura, Pelobatidae. Gene Ontology annotation, biological process: peptide hormone processing. Gene Ontology annotation, cellular component: Golgi membrane; trans-Golgi network. Gene Ontology annotation, molecular function: serine-type endopeptidase activity; protein binding.